Malaya genurostris is the source of this 3276-nucleotide messenger RNA. Its product is annotated as signal transducing adapter molecule 1-like. Gene Ontology annotation, molecular function: ubiquitin binding; phosphatidylinositol binding. Gene Ontology annotation, cellular component: ESCRT-0 complex. Gene Ontology annotation, biological process: protein transport to vacuole involved in ubiquitin-dependent protein catabolic process via the multivesicular body sorting pathway. The coding region runs from base 450 to 2804 and encodes 784 amino acids. Lineage: Eukaryota; Metazoa; Arthropoda; Insecta; Diptera; Culicidae. The record is from RefSeq and is a predicted model, not a curated record. The transcript is spliced from 7 exons.
UUCAUCAUUCCUCGUCGACGUCGAUUUUUCAAGGAAAGUCAUAAAGAAAAAACCCUUUAUCAUUGAAGUUACGGCCGUAAAUUUGUGAUUAAAUUUGAUUAUUUAUGUUGAAAUCUGUUUACUUGUCUUCUAAAAUCACUUGAAUCGUGUAGUUUGCGUUACGUGGUAUCGGUCGGUGCGCAGUUUGUGACAAAAAACGCACUCGCACAGAAAAAUAUUCGAUAUCGACACAAAGGUGUUGCACGGGACACGAAGUACGAAGAAACUGCGGUGGAAUUAGUUGGUGGUUACUAUUUUGCUUUCGCUGGUACAAUACUUGGACACGGGGGAAAUAUCUGGGCGGUACUGAAAUUCUGUUCAAGGAAGGUACCUGGUCGGUCUCCGACACACCUUUGUGUAUUGCAACGUUUGAAGGUUGAAUAAGUGUCGAUACCGGAAGUGUCACCACCAUGGGGAUCCUGGGAAACUCAUCACUGGCUACAGAUAUAGAAAAAGCCACCAGUGACACCAACACCCAGGAGAAAUGGGGUCUGAUCAUGGAAGUUUGCGACAAAGUGACGAACGGUGCAGUCACCUCCAAAGACUGUCUCUCGGUCAUCGUGAAACGGCUUAAUCACAACGAUCCACACGUGGUUAUGCAGGCCAUUACGCUACUGGAUGCAUGCGUUAGCAACUGUGGCAAACAGUUCCAUCUGGAGGUGGCCUCACGAAACUUCGAAACCGAAUUCAAGAAGUUACUCCAAAAGAGCCAAUCGAAAGUAAACACGCGUCUAAAACUCUGCUUGAAAAAGUGGGCAGAGUCCGAGUUCAAAAGUGAUCCGCAGCUCAAUCUGAUUCCGACACUGUAUCAAAAGUUGCGUUCCGAGGGACAAGAUUUUAGUGAUCCUUCGGUGACUCCCAAGAGGGAAAUUCCGAUGAGCACGAAUCCGAACGUGGUCUCUAGUCAGCAAGAGGAGGAUGACAUUGCAAAGGCCAUUGAGCUGUCUCUGAAGGAAUCCAAAAGUGGAGGAUCGGGAAGCAGCAAUCCAUCGCCAAAGAUGUCUAGUGGAGGAGGAGGUAGUAGUGCUGGGAGUUCGUUAUACCCAACUGCUCUGCUCGCUGCGGCGGCACCGGUAGUGGAGCCUAGAAAGGUUCGUGCCCUGUACGACUUCGAGGCGGCCGAGGACAACGAGCUGACGUUUCAGGCGGGUGAAAUUAUCAUGGUGUUGGAUGACAGCGAUCCAAAUUGGUGGAAGGGACAGAACCAGCGAGGGGAGGGGCUGUUUCCCUCUAAUUUCGUCACAUCGGAUCUGAACGCCGAACCGGAAGGCGCUGUGGGUGGAUCAUCGACUGGCAAGAGCAAAAAGAAUGUGCAAUUUUCCGACGAGCAGAAAAAGGAAGAGGAAAAUGGUUCAGCCAAAGAUCAAACGAUUGAGAUAAACGAGGAGAAAAUUGAUCGUUUGUUGCACCUGCUGCAUGAAGCAGAUCCCGAGGAUCCAUCGGCGGAUACCGAGGAGAUGUUGCAGUUGGAACAAGUGGUAAACCAGAUGGGACCAUUGAUCGACACGGAACUGGAACGUGUAGAUAGGAAACAUGCGCAAUUGACACAGUUAAGCAGCGAUUUGGUCGAGGCGAUCAAUCUUUAUCAUACGCUAAUGAGAGAACCCGAUCGGUCGAUGAUGAUGGGAGUCGGUCCAACAGGGUAUGGAAUGCCGGGCUUCCCCGGACCAUCUGGCAUGCCUGGAAUGUAUAGCAUGCCAGGGAUGUAUAAUCAGAAUAUGCCAGGCAUGUAUCCUACAAUGAAUGGAAUGCCCGGAGCUGUACCACCAUACGGAAUGCCUCAAUUGCGGCAUGAUCUAGGACAAAUGAAUGUCAGUUCUGUACCACAGUUUCCACCCCCACAGCAAGCAAUGCCAACAAUGUCCCAAACUGGACCAGCUAGUUUACCUUCUCAUCAGCUACCGAUGAGUGCAGCUCCUGGUGUCGCAAUGCAAACUCAUGUCCAUCAACCUCAGGUUGGACCCAAUAUGCAUCCUCAGCAACAUCAGCAACAACAGUCUCAACAUAUGCCCAAUAUGACGAUUCCAUCGCAGCUGAUGGGACCACCCCAACACCAACAACAACAACAACAACAGCAACAGCAUCCACCUGCAACUAACAUAGCUCCCCACACGGUAAUGAAUAUGAGUCAUAUGCAAUCGUCAUUGCCACCAAAUUUCUCGAAUCCCACAUCACCGCCCCCCACGGUAAGUUCGGCACCAUCUUCUCUAGUUCAACAACAAAUGCCAAUGGGGGCAGCAGGAGUCACAAACCAGUCUGCUGUACGUCCGCCACCACCACCAGCAGCAGUAGCAGCAACAGCAACGCAACAACAACCGCAGCUUGCUGGUAAUUAUGCAAACUACGUGCCACCUCAGCCGCAGCCACAGCAACUACCACAAUCCGCACCACCAGUACCAGUGAAUGUUCCAGCUCCUCCACAACAACCGACCGCAACGGCACCGCCACCUAAUAGUAUGAAUCCUCACCAGAAUCACAGUCAGAUGACUUCCUUGCCACCAUUUCAAAGCACCACCCUUCCACCGUACAUUCAGAUGCCUCCAGGAAUGGCCCCAGGCGGUGGUGGUGGUGGUUUCGGAACCCAUCAUCUUCAGCAUCAUCAUAUGCUAGGAAUAAUACCACCGGGAGGUCCUCUCACGAUCAAUACCGCUACCAGUUCACCGCAGAACAUUCCAAUCUACCAACAGCAACGAGCUCCUGAUCGAACGACAGCGGAGCAGACUUCGAAACCAAGUGCGCGGCAUUCUCGAGAGGUCAAUGGUUAGGGUACAACUGGAACUGGAACCGCAAUAAGUGCAACAAGCAAACAUUUUUUUUUGCAGAUCAGAUUAAACGCGAAAAACUUUCGGUUGGCCGCAUUCGGCAGCGUAGUUUCGUAGUUCCUGGAACGAAAAAACAGAUAGAAACAACAUUUCCGUAUGCGGCCAUUAUGCGUUUGCAGAGCAAAAUUUUGAAAUGAAUAAAAGCUAGGGAACACACGAAAGGCGUACUGUGUGCUUUGGCGUCUACUAGCACCUUUUUAGAUCCAUCACUAGCAUGCUAGAGAAGAAGAAUAUAGAAAACAUUAUUACGAAAUGCUACCCCUAUUAAUAAAGGAUUAUGUAUUUAUGAUUAUGUCUGGGUAACAGCGUUGACAUUUACGAAGGGACACACAGUCUACCUACUGCUCUGCGGCUUGCGGAUAAAUGUAUAAUAUAUUUAAAUGAAGCUGGCAGUAAAUAAAGUUAUUCAACAAAA